This is a messenger RNA of Penicillium chermesinum, 840 nucleotides long. RefSeq lists its product as uncharacterized. The record is from RefSeq and is a predicted model, not a curated record. The transcript has 2 exons. The coding region runs from base 1 to 840 and encodes 279 amino acids. Lineage: Eukaryota; Fungi; Ascomycota; Eurotiomycetes; Eurotiales; Aspergillaceae.
AUGGCGAAACUGUCCAGCAGCCUGAAGGCUUUAAUUAAUGCGCCUGCCGCCAGGCCGCAUACCGUGCCAGCUCCUGCGAACAUCACCUCGGUCUAUUCGAAGAUCCAGCAGACUGCACAGGCUCAGAAUGUGUCGCAGCCAUCAUGGCUGGCAUUAUCGACUGCAGCGACUAUGACGAUGAACUCACCCGAAUCCCUCGCACUUCUCUACCAAUUUGCUUCGUCAACAUCGGACAAUCACGUGGAGACGGCGGAGCUCAUGCGCGAGAUUGGUCUCAAGUGCAUCAGCUUCAACGGGAUUCCCCGGACGAUCAACUGCCUCAAUGCAUUCAAAAGCAGCCUUCCCGAGUCUGUGGGGGCGCGGUUAUCGCAGACGCCUACACGAACGCCCACCCCAGCCAAUAUUACCGAGAUCAGUGAACGCGGACUCUCCUUAUGGGAUUCUAUUUACCGUCCAUUCGAACGCAAGCUAUAUGACAAGCUCGCCGACUCUCAUCCUGAUCUCCCUGUCCACAUUCUGAACAGCCAUUAUGGCGCUUUGCUAUCAGACCCUGCCCGCGAGAUCGGCGCCUCGGUCGGUCGCGUCCUGACUUCGAUCGUUGCGGUGUCUUGCCUUCGCGCCCAGACUGGCGUGGGCCCUCAAGUACUGUCCCAUGUCUUUGGACUCCGCAAAGCGCUUGAAGAUGGAUCUUGGGCUACGGAUGUUGAGGGUGAGCAAGGGGCCCGCUGGUUAGCAAGUGAUGAAGGGAACACCUGGAUUCUGAACAGCGUGGACUCUAUUGUCGAGGCGAUCAGCCACGGGUCGGGCUCGAAUUUCGCUCCUGGGAAGGCGAAGUUAUGA